Molecule: messenger RNA, 3409 nt
Organism: Haliotis rufescens (red abalone)
Lineage: Eukaryota; Metazoa; Mollusca; Gastropoda; Lepetellida; Haliotidae
Product: riboflavin transporter 2-like
Exons: 4
Coding region: 179-1531 (450 amino acids)
Biological process (GO): riboflavin transport
Cellular component (GO): plasma membrane
Molecular function (GO): riboflavin transmembrane transporter activity
Source: RefSeq, a predicted model, not a curated record
CGACCAUGUUAAAGCGCAUGCGGUUACUUUGGUAUGCCACGCCAUGCUUCUGAAUAACUAGUGUGUAUUUUCCAUGUAAAUUACCUGGAGGGAAGGCGAUGCACUGGUAAACAGGCCGGGGGCUUGAUUUAUAUACUUGACGUGUGUUCCUUCAGUAUCAGUCAGCCCUCCUUCCAAGAUGGCGUGCUCCAAGAGUGUGAAUGUCCUUGUCUACAUCUGCAUUAUUCUAUUCGGGGUGUCUUCCUGGGUGGACAUCAACGGAAUGUGGGUGCAGCUUCCCAUCAUGGUCCAGAAGCUCCCAGAAGGAUGGAAUCUGCCUUCGUUCAUGGUUGCCUUAACCCAGCUCGCAAACAUUGGACCCUUGCUCUACGCCAUUGUUGCCAGCCGUGUCCCGGAGAAGGUGGUAAUCUACAUCAUCAUCGCUAUUGGAGCGAUAUCGUGUCUGUUGCUUGUGUUUUUCUGGGAGGCGACGACUGUAGUUGCAGGUGGUCCUCACAGCACCGCCAUGAUGACGCUUUACUUCGUCCUGUCUCUCGUAGACUGUGCGUCAAACGUAGUUCUCUUCCCCUUCAUGGCCAUCUUUAAACCAGCUUAUCUCACAGCAUACUUCAUAGGGGAAGGUUUCAGUGGACUAUUACCAGGACUCAUUGGUCUUGCUCAAGGCGCAGGACGCGUCGUCUGCCUCAACGUCACGACGUCUAACGUCACCGUCAACGGAUCAGUGUCCAUUAAGCCGGAUUUCAUGGAUGAAAAUUUCUCUUUCGAAGUUUUUAUGUCUAUAAUCUGUGGUAUUAUUGUGAUUUCUGGGCUAUCAUUUACCUUUCUAAUUUGUCAUCCAAUGAGCAGGAAGGAAUUUGUUAAGCAUCAAGAGAAGCCGGAAAAUCUAUCACCUUUAAAGCUGAAUCAGAAUCCGGGAGACAGCUGUGCAAAGGGGGAUCCUGUUGAGAAGGAUAGUAUGUUACCAUUGAAUGAGCAGGAGAAGUUGCACAUGGCGGAAGCUGACCAACAAACCGAGGCCGGACGUUUUGGACGAAAAUUAUACCUGCUCGUAUUAGUUGGAUGGGUGAACUGUUUGAGGAACUCGGCGCUGUUGGCCGUUCAGUCCUACUCUUGUCUACCUUACGGUGUCACCCAGUACCAUCUGGCUGUAACGCUAGCAAAUCUAGCCAAUCCACUGGCGUGUUUCUUUGACCUUUUCAUCCACGUCACUUCCGUUCCUGCGCUGUCCUCCCUGACCCUGCUGGGCUCCCUACUCGGGGCUUACAUCAUGGCGGCGGCGGUGAUGAGCCCUGUGCCAGUUUUUGUGGGAACACUGGCUGGAUCCAUCUUGAUUGUGACGGCAUGGGUGGUCUGUGUAUUCAUCCUCACCUACGUCAAGAUUUCACUGGCGUCGCUCUUCAGGGUGGAAGGCAAGAAGGGUCUGCUUCACUGUGGCGUAGCAACACAAGUCGGCUCCGCCAUUGGAGGUGCCGCCAUGUUUGUCCUUGUCAAUGUUUUGAAUCUCUUUAAAUCUGCUAACCCUUGUUCUUGAUUUUGCGAAUGCGAAACUCGCCCGAAAACUAUUUGUUACAGGAUGUCCAAGCAUCAUAUCCCGCAACCCCCUGCUACAUCCGCUCUCUUCCCGCGUAACGUAGGGUAUAAAUACAAAAUAGAUUUGCUACCUAGAAGGUCAUAGCCGUGAAAGAGCUGAGUGCCUGGCUAGCCCAUAUCUGUUGUUUAGUGCUCUCAUCUCAGAUCUGUUGUCUAGUGCUCAUACUAUCUCAGAUAUAUUGUUUAGUGCUCAUACUAUCCCGGAUCUGUUGUUUAGUGAUCUUAUCUCAGAUCUGUUGUUUAGUGCUCAUACUAUCUCAGAUAUAUUGUUUAGUGUUCAUACUAUCAGGGAUCUGUUGUCUAGUGCGCACGCUAUCCUGGAUCUGUUGUUUAGUGCUCAUGCUAUCCCAGAUUUGUUGUUUAGUGAUCUUAUCUCAGAUCUGUUGUUUAGUACUCAUACUAUCUAAGAUAUAUUGUUAGUGCUUAUACUAUCCCGGAUCUGUUGUCUAAUGCGCACGCUACCCUGGAUCUGUUGUUUAGUGCUCAUGCUAUCCCAGAUUUGUUGUUUAGUGCUCAUGCUAUCCUAUGUCUGUUGUUUAGUGCUCAUGCUAUCUCAGGUCUAUCUUAAACAUUACUAAGGAGGGAUCUGGAAAAGUGUAGCAGUCAGGUGUCUGUAACACCAUGACGGCAAGAUCAGCAGAACACCAUCACUUAGACCCACGUGAUAUUCAUUGGUGAUAUGUAAAAGCAAGAUUGUCUUUGUAUUUAUGAAGCCUAGCUGCAACCUUUAGGUAUCUCCAUCUAUAAUAGCAUAUGCAAUAACGUUUGCAAUUACCACGUUUCACGACUUCCAGGUCGUAUGCAGUAUGUUUUGCCUUUACCAACCUUCACGACUUCCAGGUCGUAUGCAAUAUGUUUUGCCUUUACCAACUUUCACGACUUCCAGGUCACAUGCAGUAUGUUUUGCCUUUACCAACCUUCACGACUUCCAGGUCGUAUGCAAUAUGUUUUGCCUUUACCAACUUUCACGACUUCCAGGUCACAUGCAGUAUGUUUUGCCUUUACCAACUUUCACGACUUCCAGGUCGUAUGCAAUAUGUUUUGCCUUUACCAACUUUCACGACUUCCAGGUCACAUGCAGUAUGUUUUGCCUUUACCAACCUUCACGACUUCCAGGUCGUAUGCAGUAUGUUUUGCCUUUACCAACUUUCACGACUUCCAGGUCACAUGCAGUAUGUUUUGCCUUUACCAACCUUCACGACUUCCAGGUCGUAUGCAAUAUGUUUUGCCUUUACCAACUUUCACGACUUCCAGGUCGUAUGCAAUAUGUUUUGUCUUUACUAACAUUCACGACUUCCAGGUCAUAUGCAGUAUGUUUUGUCUUUACCAACCUUCACGACUUCCAGGUCGUAUGCAAUAUGUUUUGUCUUUACUAACAUUCACGACCUCCAGUUCACAUGCAGUAUGUUUUGUCUUUACCAACCUUCACGACUUCCAGGUCAUAUGCAAUAUCGUUUGUAUUCAUUUCGAUCCCAAAUUCCAAGUCAUACGAAAUAUUGUUUGUAUUCACGACUUCCGUGACCAAUAUUGUGUCUUAUACACUCGUAAUAAUAUGGUCUGUCUUCAUCUCGUUCCCUCACAUCAUAUGAAGUACCGACACUCCUCAUCUGUUCCCAGAUUCCAUUACAUUGAAUGUAAUUGUGUUGCCUUAUUACCAUAAUACAAGCUAACCAUUCGCUGUGAUAAACUAUUUGUGAAAAAAUUGGUGGUUUCUUUCUAUAUUCGCACCCGAUGACAGUAACAACAUUAUUUACAGCAGCUCCUCAAGGGCGGAUCCAGCAUUUUAAUAGGGAUGGUCCAAAAUAUCACAUUCCUCUCU